Molecule: messenger RNA, 921 nt
Organism: Pseudovirgaria hyperparasitica
Lineage: Eukaryota; Fungi; Ascomycota; Dothideomycetes; Acrospermales; Acrospermaceae
Product: ubiquitin-conjugating enzyme
Exons: 2
Coding region: 147-836 (229 amino acids)
Biological process (GO): proteasome-mediated ubiquitin-dependent protein catabolic process; protein polyubiquitination
Molecular function (GO): ubiquitin conjugating enzyme activity
Source: RefSeq, a predicted model, not a curated record
CACACCUGUUCACGUUGCUCAACAUUGCAUCACCUUCACUUCGCUCACGAUCUUCCUAAGAGUCCUCGAGCCGCCCAAUUUCUUCCAGCCACCAGCCGUCGUCGCCUCUACCGCGCUCCUUACAGCACUCACUCUACAUACACAUCAUGGCACAACGCAUACUGAUGAACGAGUUCAAGACUCUGAGCAAAGAGCCGUGGACAAACAUCGAGCUCAUUCACGAGAACAUCCUCGAAUGGAGCGUGGCCCUCAUUCCGCUGAACUCCGACUCCCCAUACUAUGGCGGAUACUACAAAGCGAAGAUGACCUUUCCCUCAAACUACCCAUACAGUCCACCAGACUUCAAGUUUAUCCGGCCGCUCUACCACCCCAAUAUCUACGCUGACGGCCGCCUUUGCAUAUCGAUAUUACAUGCUCCGGGCGAGGAUGAGAUGUCUGGGGAGAGCGCUGCAGAGCGAUGGUCGCCGGCCCAGCGUGUCGAGAGCGUCCUUAUCUCCAUCCUAUCGCUCCUCGACGAUGCCGAAGUCUCUUCUCCUGCGAAUGUCGAUGCUGGUGUCAUGCUCCGAAAAGAUCCGGCUGCGUAUAAGAAGCAGGUAGCAAGAGACGUCGAGAAGAGUAAGGAAGACAUUCCGUCGGGCUUCGUUAUGCCUACGUCUGAGACUGCCUUUGCCAAGCGCGAUACGUUUGAUGACGACUACACCAUGAGCUGGGAAGAUAGCGAUGCGGAAAGCUUCGGCGGGAGUGACUCGGACGAGGACUUCGACAUGGGCGAUGACGAUGAGGACCGAGAAGACGACUCAGGCUCAGAAGGAGAGGAGAACGAUGAUAUAGCGUGAUGAGAGCUGUCUUCCCUUUGUGCAUCACCUAGAUUUCCUCUCUUGGAGCGCAGGCUUGUUCUUGGACAUGGUCUCAGUUUCCUUG